CUGGGCGCGCGCGCCCUUCUUGCAGAGGCUAGUUUCAGAAGGGCAUUUCGGAAGAGUGCCAACUGCCUACGAAACCGACGUACUGGAGCGCGCUUUCGGGUCCUCUUGUCAGCCUGUUUGAUGAGCACUGGGUGCCGCGUACUUGCUCGGUGAAGCGUGACGUGCACAACGGGGGCGCGCCUGCGCCCUCUCCUGAUGGUGGGAAAGGAACCUCAGAGACUCCCAAAGAUGUCAGCUCAAGGCCAUACCUGGGCCCGACAGGUGAAGAAGGAGGGUGAGGAAGAGGACCCACUGGACCAGCUGAUCUCCCGCUCUGGCUGUGCUGCUUCCCACUACGCAGUGCAGGAGUGCAUGGCCCAGCACCAGGACUGGCGACAGUGUCAGCCACAGGUGCAGGCCUUCAGGGACUGCAUGAGUGAGCAGCAGGCAAGGCGGCGGGAAGAGCUGCAGAGGAGGAAAGAACAAGGCAGUGUCCACAGCUGAGACCCCAAACCAUCUAUCCCCAGAGGUCGGCUUGCAGAAACUAGCACCCAGAGAAAUCCUGGGAGAGAGAAAUCCUAAACAGUGGACAUGUGGGCCAAAGGGGUAUAAAACUUGGGGAUGGUCAUUGGGAUUGGAGUUGAGAACCAGGAAGCCAUGAGUUUAGACAUAACUGUCAUAGAAAGAGCUGUCAUAUUUUCAUGGUGAGACCCAAACAUCCUCUCUCAUCUUGUUCUAUGAAUAUUAAAUAUUGACCAAUAUUUGCAAUGUAAUAUGAAGAGUGAGGUUAAGGGUUAAGGCAUGUUCUUUUACUUUAUGCCAAAUGCUGAGUUGUGCCAGUGUGCCAAAUACUGAGCUGAUUACAUGGACAUUGAAUUUUAGAAUUCACAAUCUAAAGGUAAAUUGGUUACCUAUUCAUGUCUUCAUUUAUUCAGUCAUUGGUUCAACAGCAAGUUUUUCUCAGACCUUCUCUAGUGCUAGGCACUGUUGGAAACUGAUGUGAUAAAUAAUAUGAUCUCUGCCUUCAUGUUGUUUAGUGUAGUCUGAGAGACCGAAAUAAAACCACACUGGGACAGCUA
Messenger RNA from Phyllostomus discolor (pale spear-nosed bat), 1058 nucleotides. RefSeq names its product cytochrome c oxidase assembly factor 4 homolog, mitochondrial. NCBI's taxonomy places the organism in Eukaryota, Metazoa, Chordata, Mammalia, Chiroptera, Phyllostomidae. The transcript has 2 exons. The record is from RefSeq and is a predicted model, not a curated record. Gene Ontology annotation, cellular component: mitochondrial intermembrane space. Gene Ontology annotation, biological process: mitochondrial respiratory chain complex IV assembly. Bases 196 to 483 code for a protein of 95 amino acids.